AUGGCUACUGCAGCUCCAAUCAAUGCCACUCCUGCGCACGACCUGGGCGGUCUACGCAGCGGGAUCAAGGCUACAAACCUCAACGCCUCUCCCGAAACCAAAGCAUACACUAUCCCUCGCGGGCCCGUCACCUCGCAGUUGAGCUUCUACGUUCCCCCCGCCGAUGGCUCGGCACCAUAUAACUGGGUCGAGAAGCAACCAGAGGGCGUGCCCCAAAACAACUACGGGACAGCCGUACACGACGUAGAGAUCCAGGAUAUCCGCGGACGAGAGAACGAGUUCACACUGGACAGAAACUCGUUUGAGCCUCUCGUGAAUAUCCCAUCCUCUGAGCACGACUUUACCGACGAGCAGCGAAUCAAGGAAAUCUACUACCCCGAAGUCGAGAACCUCUUGCUCUCUAACCUCCCUGGUGCCCACCGCAUCUUCAUCUUCGACCACACGAUCCGUCGCCCGGGACCGAAUGCGGCUCGGGGUCCCGUGAACCGCGUACACAUUGACCAGACCCCUAGAGCGGCCGAGGAGCGAGUACGCAUUCAUCUCGGCGAGGACGCGGAGAAGCUGCUACAGGGAAGAUACCGUAUUGUCAAUGUAUGGCGGCCACUGAACGGACCCGUGGUGGCCUCUCCGUUGGCCUUCGCCGAUGGAUCGUCCGUGGAAGACGAGGAUAUCGUUGGCGUUCAGCACAGAUAUCCCCACCGCACCGGCGAGACUGCAGGCGUCAAGUACAACCCCGGCCAGAGAUGGUAUUACUUGUCUGGAAUGCGCAACGAUGAGAGAUUGCUCCUCAAGUGCAGCGAUAGCGACGAGGACGUGGGCAGCUACGGCCGUGUGCCGCAUACUGCGUUUACGGAUUCGCGAACCCCCGAGGGCGCGCCAGGAAGAGAAAGCGUCGAAGUGAGGGCGUUGGUAUUUGGUUGA
Messenger RNA from Xylona heveae TC161, 921 nucleotides. RefSeq lists its product as hypothetical. The transcript has a single exon. The record is from RefSeq and is a predicted model, not a curated record. Bases 1 to 921 code for a protein of 306 amino acids. Lineage: Eukaryota; Fungi; Ascomycota; Xylonomycetes; Xylonales; Xylonaceae. Gene Ontology annotation, molecular function: oxidoreductase activity.